AGUCUUCUUUCUCUUCUUUUAAAGAAUCGAAAGAAUCAAUGAGAUUUGCUGUUAAAAAUGUGCCUUUUAAUUACCUACUUCUUUUCUCGUGUAUUUUUAAGAUUUUCAAUCAAACAAGGAAAUUCAUUAACAAUAAUAUUUUGAAAGUGUGCGUGUACUAUUUUUCUUUACUAUACUACUCUACGACGUACGCUCAUUCAUUCAUUAAAUAUAGGCGUGGACGGCCAAUCAUAUCUCUCGUUACAUUUCCUUGUAAUAGUGACAUUAUUAUUGGUUCAAUUCAAAUAGGACAGUGACCUAAAUAUUUGACAUUUCCGCCGCCGCGCCCUCUUGAAAACUUCCCCUCUUUGUAAGAGUCGAGAACUGUCAUCUGUCAAAAUUUCAAAACAACCCUGAUAACAUAACCUAUAAAAAAUAGUCUCACAGACUUUUGUUUACAAAGUUUACAACGACGUUUGUCAAUAAAAUAACAAUAAAACAUACAGUGCCUUCUUCAUUUUAUACGUAACAAGAAUGUGAUUCACAAGUGCAUUACUCAUUUAUACGUCGAAAUUGAUGUAUCUGGAGUGACUAAUGAGUAUUUAAUAAGUGUUAUACUCGAGAAAGCUUCAUAAAUUGCUUAUAAUAUCAGUUUUAUGUGAUGAUAAGGACAAGGAACUUUUAGCACAUUUUUUUUUAUUUCCACUUGUUCGAAACGCAAAACUCGCAGUGAAACGUGUACAAGCUUUUUUAAAGUUGGCCCUGAUUACGUGUUGCAGCGGCGUGUGUAACUUUUACUUGUUUGACUUUUAUACAACAAAAUGCCUUUCCCUUUCGUUCGAAGGUGGUUCUUGGACUUUCAAUAAGUGCGAGUGAGUAUACAGUAUACAGUAUACUUGUGGAUGACUCGCGGCGAGGAGAUAGCUCAGCGGUGUUGUGACCGCACCGCGGCAGCAAGAUGGCUGCUCGUCAGGAACACGCCUUGACGGGGCACAUUGUUUUUUCUCUUUAUUUCAUGGUGACGACGAUUGUUUACGCACAACAGGACACUUAUCAACAAUAUCAAUUUCCCCGUUAUCGUGAUCCCCAAAGCGGUGGAUAUUAUAAUCGUGAGGGCGUCUAUGUUCCAUCGAAAAAUAUUCCCGAUUAUCAAACCUACAUUUAUAAGGACAGACGAUAUCCAAUUCAACCUGAUUUUCAAAAUCCUUAUUAUCAGGGAAAUCAACGUCUACCUGAAGAUCGUUAUAAAGCUGGAGACACUACGCCACGAUUUCCAUUGCCGGGCGUUUUGGCAGGUUGGAGAUCGGAUCUUCAGGGAAAGGAAAGAUCUGAUUCGAAGAAUUUAGAUCGUGAUAUAUUUGUUCAAACGAAUUAUGGACAAAUUCAAGGAUUCAAAACUUAUCUGUACGACACACCUGAAUCAAGACAUAGACCAUGGAGUCAAACUGUUGAAAGAGUCACUCGUGAUGUUAAUGUUUUCCUUGGUAUACCCUAUGCAUUGCCUCCAACUGGCGAGGGAAGAUUUAAACCCCCGAGACCUCAUCGAGGAUGGCAACUUUUACAAGCCGUUGAUUGGGGACCAGCGUGCCCUCAACCUGAGGAAUAUACGGGAAUUUCGAAUGGUAUUCGAGCAGUCGAUGAAGACUGUUUGUACCUCAACAUUUAUAGUCCUAAUAUUGGCUCCGGUUUAGCAAGAAAGUACCCGGUAAUGUUUUAUAUUCAUGGCGGGGAAUUUGUUCAUGGAGCUAGCAAUUCGUUUCCAGGUCACAUGUUGGCUGCUUUUUAUGACGUUGUCGUCGUUACGAUAAAUUAUCGACUCGGUGUUUUAGGAUUUCUCUGUACGGGAGAUGAAAACAGUCCCGGAAAUUAUGGAAUUUUCGAUCAGGCAAUGGCGUUGAGAUGGGUUUAUGAAAAUAUUGUCAAUUUUAAUGGUGAUCCGAAGGCAAUAACACUUUUUGGUCCAGGGGCAGGCGCUGCAAGCGCUGGAAUUCUUAUGGCGGCACCUCGAACGCAGUAUAUGGUUUCAAAAGUAAUUGCUCAGUCGGGUUCAGCAUUAUCGGAUUGGGCAGUGAUAAUGGACAAAUAUAGAGCGCAAAAUACAUCGAGAGUUUUCGCACAGCAUGUUGGCUGUGGAAUUGAAAGCAGCUGGAAACUUGUUCAAUGUUUAAAAGAUAGUCGUGGAUUUCUCGAUUUUGGAAAAGCAAAUAUAAAACCCCAGGUGGGAAUGUUUCCCUGGGCUCCCGUUUUAGAUACAAAUUUCACUGUGCCUGGUGACAGUUGGUAUGAAAAUUGGCGAGCAGCCGAUUGGCAUUUCUUUAUCGAAACUCCCGAGGACAGUAUUAAAGCUCAUAGAUUUAGACACGAUAUCGCUUACAUGGCCGGCGUCACAACGCAAGAAGCUUCUUACAUUGUUUCUAAAAAUAUUACAUUGUCAAGAAAUCAGUUCACCAUAACGCCAGAAAUGUUUGAUCAAAAAAUAUGGGAACUCGUUCUGCAAUAUAAUUACACGUUAAAUCCACAGGGUGUUUAUGAAGCGAUUAAAUAUAUGUACACGUACUGGCCUGACCCGAAAAAUAUCACACACAUUAGAGACCAGUAUAUUAACCUAUUGUCAGACUUCCUUUAUGUUGCACCAAAUGAUAAAAUUGCAAAAUUACUGGUGGAGCAAAAUGUUCCCGUAUAUUUAUACGUUUUGAAUACAACAAUUGAAGCUUUGAAAUUAGAACACUGGCAGCGUGUUCCCCAUGAUAUUGAAUAUUUACUGUUAACCGGUGCCCCCUUCAUGGAUACUGAAUUAUUUCCCAGUUCUUUGAAAUUAAAGAAAGAGAUGUGGACAGACAAUGAUCGGAAUAUGAGUUACUUUUUCAUGAAAGCUUACGCCAACUUUGCACAUUAUGGAAAUCCGACGCCUUCGCAAAUUCUUGGACUUCAUUUCGACGAAGCGAAACAAGGCUGGCUGCGUUAUUUGAAUAUCAAUACAACCUAUAAUAGUUCCAUUCUUUUUAAUUAUCGACAAACUGAAAGUGCAUUUUGGUCCAUGUACUUACCAACAGUAAUUGGACGAUUGGCCCCAAUUUAUCCUCCCGUAACAGAGUACUGGUGGGAACCGAAGCAACCACUGCAAAUCGCAUUUUGGUCAAUGUCAACGGCCUGUUUGGUGUUGAUUGUCAUAUCGGUGGUCUGUUGUAUGCUGUGGCGAAACUCCAAGAGAAAGUGCGAUCACUACUAUAGCGGAGACAUCUUGAUGGUACGAGACGAAGAGCCUUCGGAGGGAAUCGAAAAUAUGACGACGAGGGCUUCUAAAGAAAAUGUUUAUGAAUAUCGUGAUACACCGCCGGUAAGACCACGACUUCCAAGGCAAACUGAUAGUAAACUUCAAGAGAGAUUGGCUCAAAAUCGAAAAUUUAGCUCAACACCAUCGUUGAGAAGUAAUUCAAAUAUAUCAUUAAAAGAUAUGCGCUCCGAGGGUUUUGUUACGAGUUCGCCCAAUGGUCAAUCGAAAAUUGGAAAGGCCAAUAGUCAAACAACAUUGGCUACUAAAAUUAAAAGCAAAACUUUGCUUGUUCAAGGUGUGCCUCAAACUGCCGUUUGAUUACUUUUUUCCGCAGAGGAAAAAAGAAACUUAGAACUUUUUUUUUUUACUUUUAAAUUUAAUUUCAUUCCAGUGGCGAAUUUUUUUUAGUCUGAAAUAAUGCAUUUUGUGAUUCUAAAUUUCACUUGAACGAGUAUUUUCGUUUUAGUUUGUUUUUUAUGUACUUCUUUUUUUACUUCAAACUAAUUUUACUUGUGUUUGUCUAUUU
Molecule: messenger RNA, 3779 nt
Organism: Leptopilina heterotoma
Lineage: Eukaryota; Metazoa; Arthropoda; Insecta; Hymenoptera; Figitidae
Gene: Gli
Product: neuroligin-4, Y-linked
Exons: 13
Coding region: 938-3571 (877 amino acids)
Cellular component (GO): tricellular tight junction; septate junction; cell surface
Source: RefSeq, a predicted model, not a curated record